CGUCUCUGGUGGGCGCGGGCGAGCGGCGUGAGUGCCUCGGCUCUUAGGGUGGGGGGUCACUCCUGCAGCACUGCGGGUCACGGCGGCAGCCCUAGCACCCGGUCUGUUCCUGGUCACGCUCCAGCCUUUUCACAGUAAAAACGCUCUUUGUGCUUUCGGAACUCUCCUGACGAGCUGCCUGACGGCGAUCGGGUUAUCGUACUGUGGCCGGGAGCAGGAUCUUUUUUCAGCAAGGUUUUCACAAAAUGAGUCACCUGAGUGACAGGCUGCUGCUGCUGCCUGACCCGUGUUUAUCUGUGCUUCUCCUCCCGAGGCUUUAAAAUCUUGUUUCUAACUUCUUUAGGCUCAAAGGUAAACAACUAAGGAGGGCUCCUCAGCCCAGCAUUUCUUUGUCUGUGGUAUCACUUGCAUAGCUCGACAAUGGGCGAGGGUUUUCUCUUAGGAAGUAAAGCUAGAUAUGGCAGUUAAUCGUGUGCCUUAAGAGAUUAUUUUCCAGCAUUCAGUAUCUUCUUCAGCAGUAGCAAACUUGAACCAUCAGGGAUUUAAAAAAAAAACAACACCCUUAUUUUGUCAGGAAAUUCUCAGUGUCUGCUUGCAUUACUGAAGCCAACAAGGCAUUACUGUAGGCAGGAGAACUGUUAGUGGUAUGCACUAAAGUCCUCCUCGCAUAUGAAACUUGUGCAGAAGUCUGUUUUAAACCCAGAAUGUUUCCAUGUUAAAAUCCCAUGUUUCUGGCCUGAAGGCCGGAUGUCUUGAGGGUUUAAAUAAAUAUUUUUCUGUUACUAGCACAAUAACAGAGACAGAAGAUACGCUCUCAAUAAAUGUCUGUGUAUGUAGGUGUUGUUAGCCAUCCGCUGAGUUUAGAUAACAUAGGAACAUAAACCUUACAUGGGGAAAAAAGGCAUUUAAACCACUGGAAAAUACCCAUAAAUUACAGCUCACAUGUUUACUUCUUAAUUACUUUCUACAUCUGCACAUUUAAUUGCAUUUCGGAAAUACAUGUUUGCUGCACAUUUCACUGUCCAGGCUUCCUCCUGACCAGACCUCAUGCUAAUCUUUUAUAAACACAAUGAGUCCAGGUACUAAUUCCCUCUACAGGAAGUUUUUUAUUAUUCAUAAUCUAUAAAUUGCACAAAGCCAUUAGUCAAGAAGCUGUUAGUAUUCUAAAUGCAUCACUUGCCAUGACUACAGAAACCACCUAUCAUUACUUAGCAUCGCACAGUCCCUUUUAUCUCUUCUUCAUUAGAAGUCUUCAUAUAGUCCAAUUAUUACAUCUAAUCAGAAAGAAAAAAAAAAAAAAGAUUCCUAUAAAUAGACACAGGGAUUUAACCCCCAAAGGAAACUAUUGGGAAUCACUUUCAAAGCAGGUCUCUGUAUUUUACAAGUUGCAUCUCAAGUUCUGCAUGGAAGCUCUACUUACAGUGGCAGUAAUUUUUUUUUCUUCAUGCAAAAAUUACUGUGUGUGCAGAUCCGGGAGAUUCUCCUAAACCACACAUGAAGUGCCAUGAAGCUAAGUAUAUUGUGAAAAGUCACAUACCUUUUAAUAAUGCUUAGAAACAGUUUAAUCUCCUGUUCUUAACAUGGAAUGCAUAUAUAUAUUUUUGUCAUUCACAGAGGUUGUAUUUUUUGGCUGUUCCUCAGGCCAGAAGACAGCCCAUCAUACUCACUUUGUGGCAAUUCAGAUUUCUUCUGUAAUGCUUGUUCAGAACUACACUGUGUUAUUCCUCAGCUAUCAAGAAUAUGGUCUGAUUUAAAUAAACAUCUUAAUAUAAUUCUUAUUGCUUCUGCACAAAGCAUUCAGCAAAACUUGUAGAAGUCUCCUGGCUGAAUCCCAUCACCUUGCAGUGAGGAUGUGCUCCCAUGCAUCUCUCUCAGCCAGCUGUGCUGCCUGGCAGCAGUUGUGGGCCACUGUAGCUCUGAGCCUGCAGUAGCUGCAGGUUUUGCUGAGGUGGAGCCCAGCCAAGGCCCACCUGCUUCCUUGGCAGUUGAUGUAACCCAUCAGAGGCCAAGGUGCUUGCUGUGCUUUGGUUGUUGAAAGACAAAGCCUUUUCCUCCCAUCUUCAGUUCUCAAUGAGAUUUUAAGCACAGUGAAAUCACGCUUUAAUCCUAACACAGCUUGCAAAAUGCAACUGCUCCACGACAGUAAAGCAUUAUAACAUUCUACUUCAUAAGAGAAAACCAGGUGCUUUCUUAAUAAAUCCAUGUUCCUGUUAUGCUUUGGAAGUAGAUAUAUCUAUCUGGAAUUUCUUCUACCUGCUAUUCCCCCAAAAUGUGAUUGCUAAGUGCUUAUUCCCAUUCUUCCCCCUCUUUCAUUUCCAUAUGCUGAUAUUUGAUUAAGAAAAAGAAAAAAACACCAUCAAAACCACAAACUCUGUGUUAAAUCCUAACUGUACGUUAGUUUUGGACCACUUCAGUUUUUACAUUUGAUUAAUUUAAAAAGCCGAAAAGAUAAUUCUGUAAUUUCUGUCCUGAUAAUUUAACAAACAGCCAGGAUUAGAACAAAUCACUUCUACUUCUGGAAAGUCGACAUUCCCAGCCUUCCAGUGAGCUGCAGAAUUAUUUCCAACAAUGGCACGUUGCAAGAAUGUGGACUACUAUGAUUAACUUCAUUCUGCUCAGCCCCUUCAUUUGCAUUUUGGCAUGAUUUUAACAACUAAUUUCUCACAAACAAGUAGUGUUAGGAAGUAAUGCUUCCUUCCACACAAAAGCUAGGAAUCAUGGCUUCCUGUUUCCAAAAUCAAAAGGUGUAACAAUGGCUCAAAAAACUGAAAGCAAGCAGGGAAAAAGGAUAAUUUAAAAAUGUAUUAACGAUUUCAUUAUUUGUCCACUGAAACCAAAAGCAAAGUACUGACUGUAGAGGCUACAGUGGCCCUAAUACAGGCAGUAUCAAGUGUAAGUUAGAAUUUCAUUUUUUACUGAAAACAGGAUCUACUUGCAACCUUUUCUGCUGCAUCAAACAGCUUGCACCGCUAAGCAGUUACGUAGAAGUAACUCAAGCGACUGUAGAACAGGAUUCAAAAACCCGCUGUGUUACAGACAAGAAAAGUAUCUGGUAGUGCAUACUAUGCUUUACUACAUAUACAAACAUAAUACCCAAAAUGCACUGCUCCCAGAGAAGCAUAAAUUUAAAAUAUUAAUAUAUAAUUACAUCAAUACUAACAGAAAACUUCAGCGUAUAAAUCAGGCAUAUAGUUGUAGGUGCAGUACAGAAGGUGCACCUUCAAUCUGGUGAAGCUAAAGGAUUGAAGCUAAAGGAGCUAUUGAAUUAUGUAUCUCUAUUUAAUGAAAAAGCUAAGAUUUUCAGCACCUUGCCUAAAGUUUAAUUCACGAAGAGAGAUUAGACAGAAAAAUUAACCUCAGAAUGAAACUUCAUACGCUAUUCAUCAUUUAUGAAGCUAUCAGAAAUUCACAAUAUAAUUUAUUGCAGGAAUGGCAAAGAGUGCUGACAGACAUCUGCAAUUAGAGCAGAAAGUGUGCAAACUCUUCUACAUGUUUACAUAUGAAGUAAGUAACACAUGUAGCAAUGGACAUGGUUAUCUAGACUGAAGGAAAAUCUAAAAUAUAGUGUCAUGGAUACAGUUGGGCUUCUAGCUCUGCAAACAAGUUUGCUGCUUUCUUGUCUUAUAUUCCUUUUUUUUUUUUUUUAAUUGAUAAAGCACUUAGAGUCUUCAUCAACUUAAAUAGCUUGCUACCUUUAAAUAGCUUGCUACCUCGAUCCAUAUAUGACUGACAACUACCACCACAAAUACUGCAAGUGAUUGGGGUGGGGGAGUGUAAAUUUUUUAACAAAAACUCAGCAGGUAACUUUUCAUUUAAAAAAUCCCAUUUUCUUUUAGGUUAGGUUUGUAUUUCACUGCAUCUUCUGUUAAUACAGAGCUGACCCACUCUGCAGCAGGAAAGGACUGCCAGUGUGUUAACAUUUCACAAAACCUCCUUAGCGUACAAUAAAAUCCAUGAACACAGAGAAGUCUCUUUUGAAGGGACUGAAAGUAUGAAGCUAGAAAAAAAAAGAAUACUUUGCACACAAAUUGUUGUCAGUCGUGACAGAAGACAGAUUAAUCCCACUGCAGACAUUCCUGAAAAGAUAUAGACUGAAAAAUACACUAUAUUGAUAAUAAAGAACAGUUUGGUAUAAUCUGAUCUGGUUUUAGUCAAAAUAUCACUAUCCAGGUGUUCUAGGAUUAAGUAGAAUACAUCUGGGAAAGAUGUAUUCAGAAUAGUGUCGUACAGCAGGAUCAGUUCUGUCAGCUACAGGGAAACUAUCUGAACUUUCAAGUCGGUGUAUAUAUUGUAGUAAGGUUUUUGGAACCCUUCAUCAACGUAGUUUGCACGUGCAGCUUUCUCAUCAGCCUAUUGCUGCACACAGCUUGGAGAUGAAAAAAGAUCUUCCAUAUAAAAAGGAAAGCUGUAUUUUAAAAAGGAAAGAUACCAUUCUUCUGGGAAACACAGCCAGGAAUGGGUUCUAACUAACAGCAUGUAGAGCAACUAAAAUGAAGCAGCCCACAGCUGCUUAUACAUUUCUAAUGGAGGAAGAGAUCAGAAAUGUUAAAUGUUUUGAGCAGACCUGGAGGGGACUCUGUCACAGAUCCAUCCAAGCAUGAAUCCUUCUGCAGAGGAUUCUUAUCAAAGGGAUGUGGGAGAACUGCAUUUACUUCCUGAAUUAGUUAUUCUGGUUUCUCUGCAGAUACAGACUCCUAUUUUGUUUCUUUGGCAAUUUUAGAGAGAGGAUUCCCUACUGGAAACAGCUGGAGUGAGAUGAAACAGUUGUAUCUGAGAAUAGACCUAAGUGCAUUCAGAUAUCCUGCUGGCAUGCUAAUGGCUAACAAGAUCUGGAUCUGGAAAGGAGCUAGAGUCACUGAUAAUAGCUGGUGAAGCUCACUUCUGCUAUCAGGCUUUUGAGAGGAGGAUUAAAAAUGGGUUGGCAGCUCCUCUAGCAUGCUCUGCAUAGGGUAUACAAACAGCUUAAAUGUGUCUUGCCUGAUGCACACCUUCCAUCUCUGUUACUUUAUUCUGUGGCAAUCCUGCAGGAUAUUCCAAUACGAGGAAAUCGCUGGAGCUGUUAACAGGCAAAAGUUCUAGGCGGCCACCUUAACUGCUCAUUGAUACUCAUUUUACCAAUCUGCAGAUAUCCCGUUGAGACGACAAGAGAUUAGGGUUUAUACACAGACUAUGAACUAUAAGAGCAUGUGGGAUUCAAAAAUUGCUGUGUUUUCAUCCUCAGCAAUAGAAUUGUUUUGAAAUUUGAAAAGGCAGCAGCAGAUGCGAGCUAGUAUUCCUUUUAUCAAUUAGCAAAUGUCACCAAAUGCUAGGAAGAGAGAGAAAAAUCUCAUUCCCUGGAAAUUUACAGUUUGUGUUUCUGAGAUAAAAAUGGCUUAAACCAGAAACACACUUAAAUACCUUUCUGAAAGAAAAAGAUGUGACCAUCCACACAGAAUUACAUAAAACCCAGAGUGUCUGGACACUUUACUUGUCUAAAUUGCAGAAGUUCUUUACAAGAAGACCAGUCAAUCACUUUGAAUUUGUGCAGCAUCUAACAGCAUGGGACCCUACACUUGAUCAGAGUCCUUAAAUGCAACCAAAACACAUGAAAGUUAUUUAUGUUGUACAUAUAAUCUUGGCCAGAGAAUAAGAUAGGAUAUGACCUCACAAAUGUUUCCACCACAUUAAUAGCUAACAAUGUUUAGACAUAUGAGGGGGAAAAAAAUGAUGGAAAAGCUGGGAUACUGUGAUGAGCAGUUACUGAAUGUAACAUUAAUUUCAGCACACAGGGCAAAUUAGGAGCUAGGUUUAAGAAUAGUACACAGAAAAGGAUUUGUUCCCAUAAGGCAAAACACAGUAUAUAAUUAAGAUCAAGCAUUUGUUACUCUAGGCUGUGUCUGCCAGAAAGGAGCAGGCAUCCUGUCAAGAUUUUCUAAAAAGCAUGACCUGUGUGUUGCCAAUUACUGUCUAUUUGGACUAAAUGUAUACAAGAUGCUGCUUAAUCCAGGGAAUAUAGCACAGAGAUAAAACAGUGAAUCCAGCUUUAAGCAAUGUCUGUCAUCUUUAUCCUUGGGAUUCUGACUAACACUAUACUAAGAAUGUGUAAUACUUGAAAUGAUUAAGUCUUUAUUUAAAAAAUAGGUGGAAUUUUCUCCUCUCUUUCUCAGUUGUGCAUGACACUCCCCAGUUUCAUAUUCAGCUUGCCCUGCAUGCACAGAUCUCCCAUUGUCAUCACUGAAGACAGACACUGCUCUGAGCUACACAGCAAAUCUAGUCUGUUUUCUCUAUAUGUGAAGAUCCCGAGGGCAUGCAGAAAAAGCAGAGGAAAGACUUACCAUAGGGAGCUGGGAGCAGUACUGUAUCCCAUGAAAUCUGAAGAAUUCAUCUUGCCAGGAAGUACAAGCAGAUGUCAGAUCUGCAGCCUAAAGCACUUGUUUUUCUUAAGCAACACACUGAUUUUUCAAUGUUGGGUUGAGUACCCAUUUAGUAUAAAACUAGCUAUAUUAUUCUAAUUUAAAGAGAAAUAAGAGUCACUCCUGUGUGAAUCUCUCUAUAUAUACUUCAAUACACAAAUUACCAAAGAAAAUCUUGACUCCUGCAAACAAUGCAUAGUUUAUUACACCAGUUCAGGGGAUUCUUUUAUAUUAUUCCAUAAGCCUAUUUCAACAAUAGAAUAGUAACAAGAAUUUGCAAUGUAUGAUUACUGUCUUCACUCUUAAAAAUUUACACAGCUGUCUGCAGGCUAUGUGAUCUAAAAUAUUUCAUGCAAAGAAGUGAAGAAAAUGAGAAAUUGAUUCUUUUAAAAGCAUAGACAGAAGGUCACUGCUUUUUCUUUAUUUCUAGUUAAUGUUCACACAGGUAAAAACUAUCAGAGCUUUAAAUGGUAGGACAAAAGUAUGCACCAUAAUUCACAGAAUAAAAGUCUGUAGCAAAUACCAGAUUCAUGAAUAAAAGAAACUCCUCUCCAUCUGUGGCUGUGCUGCUGUUGGCUUAAUGACAGCCUCUUCUACAGUGUACAUACAAGAUCGUAAAGCAGAAACUCAAUAUAAGGUGUGGAAACACUAACUUCUAGUGUAUUUACCAGCUAAAUAUCUCUGACUUUAUAAGGUCAGUCUCCCAUAUUUCAGUGUCCUCUACUAGAACUCUCAACACACUCCUCCAUUAAAAAUUAAGGAAACAAUGAAAAGAAUGAAACAAUCGAACCCACCCUUCCAUCCCUUUGAUAUUCAGUGCAGUCAUGCAGUCCUGCACUGUUUGUGCUGUUGCUCACAUUAGCAAGCCAUGUGCAAGUGGCAUUUUUAGAUACUACUUCUGCUUUCUGUACAAUAGUAGAACAUGGAGCUAAGUCUAGAGUUACCUUUCAUCCACACUGAAGAACAGUCAUGUCACAGUGAUAUGAAGUUGACUUUAAAAGAGGAAAAAUGAAGGAGCAUUAUAACUGUUUGAAUUUCAGUUCAUCAGAAAUAACAAGAUCACUUUUCAUCUUCUCGAAGUGCUACAAGACUUCUGGUGAAAUCAGUUCAGUAUCUCAUGUCUGUUCUAAUUGUGUCUGUGUCCUUGCAUACAUAGUACCAGGACAGUGGUUCAGCACUAGCUCUUCACUGCACCAUGCUCCAGGAUUUAGCUCUUCCCAGACAUCUUCCUUCCUUCUUAUUGACUUGUAUACUCCAAAUUAGUCUUUGAGAAUCAAAAAUAUUUUUCGAGGAAGUGGUAUGGAUUUAGUACACCAAGCCAUUGCUUUGAUUUUUUUUUAAAACACACAGAAAUGGGUUAAUGGAACCAGUUUAAAAAUAUCCUAAUUGAUUUUUUCCCUUCUUUUCCAUUCAUCCUGAACAUUGAUAGGCCUUGUUUUCUCAGCCAGAAACCUCCUGUCUGCUAUCUAUACUGCUUCGUGUAAAUGCAUGUUUAAGGCACUACUACCCUCAGGCUCCCUUCCAGUGCUCUCGGGAAGAACACAUACAAUUCUCUAUACUUUUUUGCUACCAAUGUCACAGAGAUAAUGACAGCACACAUACAGAGUAUUAGUCAGAGACACCUCUUUUCUUUAUCAUAUUAUCAUCUGGGAUAAAACUAAUGGCAAAGAAAGGCCCUUAAACAUUUGCUGCCUGCCCUGAAUACAUCUUAAGGGUUGUUGAGAGCAUGGGAAGGAUAGGAAUUGCCAGGGAAAGGCAAGAGAUGGAAGAGAUUAAAAAUGAAGAGGAUGAAAAGGGCAGGGAACAAAGAGGUGGCAGCCCAUACUUAGUAUAUCCACUCAUCCAUAUAACAUGACAAAAGGAAGAUAGGAAGGCAAAUAUUCAGCUCAUUUAUCUUCUGUAAUUACCUGCAUAUCCAUGCUGUUCAAUAGGAAAUAUGCACUAUUCCUUUGUACUUAGACACACAUACUCUGGACUAUUUAUAGAAACGGCACAGUCUUUAGUGAAAGCCAAUCAGACUUUCUGAAUUCCUUUUAGGAGUUUUGUUCUUGUACCCACAUAAUUUUAAGAAGGGAAAUCACUGGUUAGUGUAACUGAACAUCUAUUCUUACUGCAUCUGUACAAGAGACCACAACCACUGAAAUAAACAUAGAUGCUUACUGAUAUUUUAAAGAGGAAAAAGAGAAAAAAAGGUAUACUGUAACAGUGUUAGCCAUAGUAGAUAGCUCUACUAGAAAAACCCAAAGCAAACCAACAACCCCCCAGAUUUUGCACUUAAAAGUGAAUAUCUGCAUUAAUUUUGUUAGUCAGUAAAGUAUUUAUUUUACUCACAUUUCUGUGUGUGUUUGCUUUGAGAAAAAAAUAAAGACAAACUCCAUUUCACAUUUUUAGAAGCAUCACAACAAGUAUGCAGAGAUUGCCAUGUGUUUGCAAAACAGAGGGUGGGCACAGCACAUCUUUAAGAACAUAGUGACACGUGGUUUACAUAGGAUUGUGGAAACUGCAUUUACUUAAAUGAUAAAAACCAAGUUCGCAGUGUUGCUCCAAAACCAGUAUAGGAAAAAAAAAAUCCCAAAGAAAAUACAUAGACCACUUUAUAACCACAAAUAAGAUUGUUAGGGGCAAGUGAUCUCAGGAGUACAAAUGCAUUACAAGUUCAUGCACUUAAACUCCAAUCUUCUGAGUUCACAGUUUAAACACAGAAGCCGCAAAAAUAAACUGCAAAUAAUUUUGAAAUAGUGGCUUCUAUAGAAGAAAUACUAAAUAAAAAUAUCUGAAAACUAAUGUCAAUCAUAUGUUAGUAAAGAUGUGAUAUGUAUUUAUUUUAUAUGCUUUAAAGACAAGUGAACAUCCAUAACUUGAAGACCAGUAAUGGGUACUAGAUACUUUCUUCUGAAGGAUGAAUUUUCAAUCUAGGGUGAGUCAGCAAUGAUUAACGAUUGAUACUUUGUAUUGGGAUAGGGAGUAUAUUUUUCAGUAUAUUAAAAAUGUGGAAUUAUUACAGAUACCUAAGUCUUAACCUACGACCUUGUAAUCCAUCCCUAAAAAUCAAAUGAACUUCCAGGAACAUAUCACUUGUUUGCAAGACCCAUGUAGUAUUUUAGAACACUCACAGUUGUGAACUCGAUGUACAAGGGAGGAAAGUCUUUUAAUGACAUGUGGCCUGUUUUAGUAUGGAGAGAGAGAAAAAAGGGCAUCAGAAACACACAUAAUAAACCAUACAUACUAGAAGAGCACUUUCAGGGGCAGACUUUGAUUUCUUUUCUCUUUCCCCAAGACAAUGUAUCUAUGCCAGCAUUGCAUCUAGAUGUGUUCAGUUGAACUCACUGUAGUUCACAGUGAGUGCAUGCUUACUCUGGAACUCUCUGAAGGGCUCAAAGUCUAACAGCAACUCAGGGAAAAUCAUAGAGAACAUGCCAUUUCAGCAUGAGCCAAUAAAAUGCCUGAGCAAUGAUAGGGGAAAACUGCGAAAAUAAAAUGGACUUCUUGAAUGUGACAAUAAAAUUCCUGCUGAUUUUUUUUUCCCUGCAGUGGUAAGGCUACGCCUGUCUGACUUAGUAUUAACAACUAGAUUAAGAACAUGGGAAAGGCCACACCAUCUCAAAUCAAAGGUCUAUCUAGUCUGGAUCUCUUCUUUCACAGAGAUAGAAAAGCAGAAAGAGUAUGAAAGUAGAGCAGAUUAUAUUUUCCCCAAAUAGUAUCCCAGAGUUCCAAUAACUUAUGACUUAAGGGGUUUCCAAAACAGAAUUUUCUACCUCAAAGACAUAUUAUGAAGUAUAAGCAUUAAAAAAAAAAAAAUAAAUCUCAUUUUAGGUUUGUCUCAUACCUCUGGUUCCUGUACUGGAAGAGACAACAAGUAGUUGCUCUCUAUUCACCAUCUCGAGGACAAUCAAGAUUUUAUAACUUGUAUCCUGUCUCCUCUCAGCCAGCUGCUGUGCAGAACAGAGUGCUGCCCUACUUAGCAAGUUCUCCAAUACCUGUCCAGAAUUGUAGAGAUACUCAACACAGAAGCAAAUGAAAGAUUUGAAGACUGGUGUAAUUAAUAUACUCUACUUCAUUCUUUUUUCCCUUCCUGGUAAUCCCUAAUAAUUUGAGGGGACAAAGCAUUUUAGGAAAACCUGGACAUUAAACUUGCUUUGUAACUGCUGAUGAAUACUGGAAUAUGGAAUCUUCACUACAUGCUGUUCAGACCGAUGCUUCUUGGGUGCAAGAGAAGUGGAAGCGUAAGUGUUACUAGUAACAAUCUUUGUAGUGGAAGGGAUUGCCGUUGCACAGAAGACACAAGGUGGGCAAAAUAUUGGCAUGAAUCGUAUUCCUCCUACCCAGUGUGACAAUUGGGUACGGACAAGCAAUGGCGGACAUUUUGCUUCACCAAACUACCCUAAUAUGUACCCACCAAAUCAAGAGUGCAUCUAUAUAUUAGAAGCUUCUCCACGACAGAGAAUUGAGUUGACCUUUGAUGAACCUUAUUACAUAGAACCUUCAUUUGAAUGUCGCUUUGAUCAUCUGGAGGUUCGAGAUGGACCCUUCGGUUUCUCCCCUCUCAUUAAUCGUUACUGUGGUCUGAAAAGUCCUGCACUAAUUAGAUCAACAGGGAGAUUUAUGUGGAUCAAGUUUACUUCUGAUGAGGAGCUGGAAGGAAAGGGAUUUCAAGCAAAGUACUCAUUUAUACCAGAUCCUGACUUCACUUACCUAGGAGGUAUUUUAAAUCCCAUCCCAGACUGCCAGUUUGAGCUCUCAGGAGCUGAUGGAAUAGUACGUUCUAGUCAAGUAGAACAAGAAGGAAAAACAAAACCAGGACAAGCAGUUGACUGCAUAUGGACAAUUAAAGCUACUCCAAAUGCUAAGAUUUAUAUGCGAUUUCUCGACUAUCAAAUGGAGCAUUCAAAUGAAUGCAAAAGAAACUUUGUUGCUGUGUAUGAUGGAAGUAGUUCUAUUGAAAACCUGAAGGCAAAAUUCUGCAGUACUGUAGCAAACGAUGUCAUGCUGCAGACUGGGACGGGUGUGGUGCGAAUGUGGGCAGACGAAGGCAGUAGGCUAAGCAGAUUCAGAAUGCUGUUCACUUCCUUUGUGGAUCCUCCCUGCUCAGGCAACACUUACUUCUGCCAUAGCAACAUGUGCAUCAAUAAUUCUUUAGUGUGCAAUGGCAUUCAGAACUGUGCAUACCCUUGGGAUGAAAAUCACUGCAGAGAAAAGAAAAGAACUGGAUUGUUUGAACAAAUCACCAAAACUCAUGGAACAAUCAUUGGCAUCACAUCAGGGAUAGUUUUAGUACUUCUCAUCAUUUCAAUUCUAGUACAAGUAAAGCAACCUCGCAAAAAGGUUAUGGCUUGCAAGACUGCUUUCAAUAAAACUGGCUUCCAGGAAGUAUUUGAUCCUCCACAUUAUGAACUAUUUUCACUAAGGGACAAAGAAAUUUCUGCAGAUCUGGCAGAUUUAUCAGAGGAACUUGAAAACUACCAGAAAAUGAGACGCCCUUCAACAGCUUCCAGAUGUAUUCAUGACCACCACUGUGGCUCCCAGGCCUCUAACACAAAACAAAGCAGGACAAACCUCAGCUCCAUGGAACUUCCCUUCCGCAAUGACUUUGCGCAGCCUCAGCCAAUGAAAACAUUUAACAGCACAUUCAAGAAAAGUACUUACACUUUCAAACAAGCGCAUGACUGCCCUGAGCAAGUCAUAGAAGAUAGGGUGAUGGAGGAGAUUCCAUGUGAAAUUUAUGUUCGAGGAAGAGAUGAUGCGGCACAAGGUUCAUUAUCUAUUGAUUUUUGAUUUCCUAGUGAAGGUAUCAGUGUCUAUACAAGAUGCUUGUGUACAAUGACAGUGUAUAUAUUGAAAGUCUAUUAUAUGCAGCGUGUGAGAUGCACACACUUUUAGCUUAUUAUACUUCAUUUUAAAAAAGUCUGCGUAACUAAUCCUUGCUGAGAAAUGGUGGAUUUCCUCCCAUCUUCCCACGAUACCUAUCUAGUGGAGGAAUAAGACAGACUUUGCAUGGAAAUUAUAAGUAAAGGAUAUUGGAAGAAAAAACCCAACAGCUACUAAUCACUGAAGACUGAAAACAAUGAUUACUAUUCUCUUCCUUAUCUAAUUUUCUCUUCUUUAGACGUCUGCUUUUCAAGACAAUUUUAAUACCUCAGUUACAUAAAUAAAAGUAAAGUGCACCACAUGUAUGUCAACAUAGGUGUCUUAUUGUAUUUGUCAAAUUGAAAGUAGUGUUAAGUGCCAGUUAAGAAUCAAGAAUUAUGUUACAGCCGUGUUUCAUCUUGCCUACUAUUUAUAUUGCCUUUAAUUAUCAGUUCCUCACUCUGUGCUUUGUGAGAAAUAAGUGAAAAGGGUUACUGCCUUUUAAAAUACUGAGUCACAUGAAUUUUAGUACAUUUGAACAUACGUAAUUUUGCAGCUUGUGGUUUAAACACAAGUAAGUACUCAUGUUAGUCUAGAUGCAGACUUUUACAACAGUAUUCUUUCAAGAAGGUUUGGGAUUUUAAAAUACUUUGCCAUAUAUUACAGAUCCAUAUGGCUUGCUGAUUUCACAGCUCUGUAGUUAGAAAACUAUUUUGUUCCUGCCUUUUCCAAGUACUGACAUAAAUAGGCUGUACUGUACAUUUGCCUCUUAAAAUAGCCUUUUACUCCAUAUUGCAGCAAAUCUUCCCUGCUGAAAUCAGUGGUAAUACUUUUAGCUCAUGUCCUACUUGCCUGAAGAGAACUGCUCUGAGGUCUGUGUGACUACCAGGUACAUGAAGAUACUGCACACAAAGAGAAAUCACAAAGCAACUCUUUAUUUACCCUUGGAACCUUCGUUACGCCCCUUGAUUCCACUCGCAAAAUUGCACAUUUCAUACCGUUUUUAAUGGUGGUUUGGACCUAAUUUUAAAAUUUUUACAAUAUAAAAAACUUUUUAAAAUAAUUCUCAUUGUGUUUUUUAAACUUUUUAUAUAGUUUGAUAUACUGUACAGACUAUUUAUUGAAACAAAAUCUAGCAGCUGUACAGCAGGCUUGUUUCAGUGUCCCUGUUCGCAGCUCAGAGUAACAUGCAGUGCCUGCUGUGUACAUUGCAAUUUGCCAAGAAUAUUUAAUAUUACUUCCACGUUAGCCUACAUUUUAGUCCCUGGUUUGUUUGGGUUUAUUCUGGUAUUUUGUUUUCAGGAAGCCUUUCACUAAACAUGACCAACCAGCCUGCACUAGGCAUAUCGUUUAUUUACAAAUGUAUGUAAAACCAUAAUGUUUGCUGUGCUGACUAUCAUACAAAAAAAAAAAACCAAAAACUUUAAUAUACAACCCUAGCAACUGAAAAAUCUUUUCUUUAAAAUAAAAAAUGAACAACAGCUGUAGUCACAGAUUACCAUAAGAAUUCUUUUUUUUUUUUUUUAAUAUAUUUACAAAUGCUUAGAAUGUAAGAAAUAUAAGGGAAAAAAAAAAUGGGAGGAAUUGCGUACCUCCAACACUUCCCAACUUCAAAAUUAACCCAGUCAGAUAUCUAGAAAGAAUUUAAUCAGAAGCUUGUAGAUCAGACCCGUAAGGCUGUAUCCUGGUGUCAGUUUUUGUGCUGGUCCCAGAAUGUAUUUCAAUUUGAGAGAAUGAAAAUGGGCAUUAUUUUUAGAUGCACUUCAUGCAGAAAAUGUGUUAAAAAAUCUACUUGAGUUGAAAAUUUUUGAGUAUGUAAUUAAAACAUUUCUUGAUAGAUUUAGUUCUCAUUGAUUGCAAUAAUAAAUAUUUCACCACAAGCUAUAUGAUACAGAAUGUUAUUUGUGACAGUCUGUUAAUUCCAGAUUCUUUCAACAAGUAACAUGUAGUUUUACACAGGUCAUUUUUAUCCAUAUAACUCUUGUAAGUGCUAGUCGUGCAUGAUUAAGUUUUCUUUAAGGUAUAUUUGUUCAGGUGGUAAAAAUAAUGUGAUCCCUAUUCUUGCCUAAGUUAUGUUGUCUUUGAGCAGUGUACCAGUAACAAUAAAAUAAAUAGCAAGCCUGCAAAGCCCAA
Strigops habroptila (Kakapo) is the source of this 14369-nucleotide messenger RNA. RefSeq names its product neuropilin and tolloid like 2 (gene NETO2). The coding region runs from base 10695 to 12164 and encodes 489 amino acids. NCBI's taxonomy places the organism in Eukaryota, Metazoa, Chordata, Aves, Psittaciformes, Psittacidae. The record is from RefSeq and is a predicted model, not a curated record. Gene Ontology annotation, molecular function: protein binding. The transcript has 9 exons.